AUGACGGACACGGCUGAGACGUUGAAGGCCUUGGCUGUGAGGCAGAAGAAGAUGGAGGAGGAAAUGGAGGCCUUAGCAGACUUCCUCAGUCAACCAGGUAUGCCGGGUUUGACUGGAAAUCUGGUAGACGUCGAGGGAUUCCCUCGGGCAGAUAUCGAUUUGUACGCCGUUCGUGGGGCACGUCACCGAUUGGCUGUACUCAAGACCGACUAUCAAGAGAUCCGUUCACAGAUCGAAAAAGAACUGCUUGCCUUGCACGCCCAGGGUGCCGUGUCGGUUCCUCGUGGCGAGUCGGCUGACCGCACGAAGAACCUCAGAACUGGGGCGUCCGCUUCCGCCGACACUGAAUAUGCUUUGGAAUUGUGCCCGUACGUGCCGUUCGCAAAGAUCGAUGAGCUGCACGAGAAGAGUCCCGCAUCAACGGCUGGCUUCAGGUUGGGAGAUCUCGUUCUCCAACUUGGUUCAGUCUUCAUCCGCAAUCCGAAUGUAACACGAACUGCAGAUGCGCCUGGUCAACCCAGUGUCUGCGUUGCCGAAGAUGACGCACGCGGCUGCACAAGCGUCGAGGAAGUCUUCCGAAAGCUUCGGCAGGAAGUGGAGAGCCACAAAGGAGAAAAUCUCUGUGUCACACUCCUCCGAAACAGUGAUAUGGUACAUCUGAAGCUCGUACCUCAAACAUGGGAAGGCAUGGGUCUCGUGGGAUGCCGUUUUACACCCGUAACACAAGGGAUGCUGUAG
This is a messenger RNA of Besnoitia besnoiti, 738 nucleotides long. Its product is annotated as putative proteasome (prosome, macropain) 26S subunit, non-ATPase, 9. The transcript is spliced from 3 exons. Gene Ontology annotation, biological process: proteasome regulatory particle assembly. The record is from RefSeq and is a predicted model, not a curated record. Bases 1 to 738 code for a protein of 245 amino acids. Gene Ontology annotation, cellular component: cytoplasm; nucleus. NCBI's taxonomy places the organism in Eukaryota, Apicomplexa, Conoidasida, Eucoccidiorida, Sarcocystidae. Gene Ontology annotation, molecular function: protein binding.